Molecule: messenger RNA, 1146 nt
Organism: Histoplasma mississippiense
Lineage: Eukaryota; Fungi; Ascomycota; Eurotiomycetes; Onygenales; Ajellomycetaceae
Exons: 5
Coding region: 1-1146 (381 amino acids)
Source: RefSeq, a predicted model, not a curated record
AUGGGAAAAUUCGCGGCUGGUUCUUAUGCCCUUCUGGGAGCAGAACUCCCCGAAGAUUCAACAGUCGUGGCAAAGUUAAAGGAAGCUGGCGUAAUCAUCUUAGGAAUGGCAGGCUUAAGUGAAUGGGCCGGUUUCCGCGCUUCAAAUUCCAGCAAUGGCUGGAGCGCGUAUGGUGGCCAAGUGAUUGGCGCUUAUUAUCCGCGACAAGACCCUGCUGGCAGCUCGAGCGGGAGCGGCGUGGCGUCUGAUUUAGGUCUAGCCUUUGCCGCGCUCGGAACAGAGACAAGUGGCAGCAUUAUUAGCCCUAGCCAACAAAACAACAUUGUCGGUAUCAAGCCAACCGUUGGGCUCACAUCCCGCCAUCUUGUGAUUCCCAUCAGCCAGCAUCUGGACACUGUUGGGGCCAUGGCCAGAACAGUUAAGGACGCUGCCAAACUCCUCCAAAUUAUUGCUGGCCCAGAUUCUAGCGACAACUACACAUCUGCGUUCCCUUUUGAUUGUGUCCCCGACUACCCGGCGGCUUGCCAACAUUCCGCGCUCAAAGGGAAGCGGAUCGGAAUCCCCACAAAUGUCCUUGAGUUUCUUUCCACGGAUCCUGCUGUGAUUGAACCCUUUAAUACUGCUGUGACUCUGCUGGCUGAUUCUGGGGCCAUCAUAGUGAGGGAUGCCAACUACUCUGCAUAUGAGGAAUUCAUGACUAGUCCUUUACCGGUUCAAAUUCUCUAUGCGGAUCUCAUAAAUGGGAUCGCUAACUACUGUUCCGAAUUGAAAACCAAUCCAAACAAUAUCCAUAAUCUUUCCGACCUGCGCCAUAUAGACCAGACAUUUCCCCUCGAAGACUAUCCAGACCGCGACACCCGUUCUUGGGAUGAAGCCCUGAGGAUUGGCGUUAACAACACCUCACCUGAAUUCUGGCCUAUAUAUCAAAAACUGCUGCAGAUGGUUGGCGAAGGCGGUGUACUCGGUGCUCUGCUUAGGAACGACCUUGACGCUAUCGUUCUUCCCAGUAACGUGUCCCCUCUCGCGUCCGGCAUGGCUGGCACUCCAAUGGUGACUGUGCCAAUGAGCGCUUGGCCAGCAGAUACAAAAGUGGUGCCUAGCCCAAGGGAUCUCUCUCAAGAGUCUCAAGAGGGGAACACUGAGUAA